Molecule: messenger RNA, 836 nt
Organism: Trematosphaeria pertusa
Lineage: Eukaryota; Fungi; Ascomycota; Dothideomycetes; Pleosporales; Trematosphaeriaceae
Product: mitochondrial import inner membrane translocase subunit tim-17
Exons: 4
Coding region: 114-641 (175 amino acids)
Biological process (GO): protein import into mitochondrial matrix
Cellular component (GO): TIM23 mitochondrial import inner membrane translocase complex; mitochondrial inner membrane
Molecular function (GO): transmembrane protein transporter activity
Source: RefSeq, a predicted model, not a curated record
GCGGCUAGUGAAGCGUUUAAUGGCUAUGCCCAAACCCGACACCCGAUAUGGACAGGUGGUUGCCGCGGUGGUAAAUAUCACCUUCCCCCCGUCAACAUCAAUGCGCCUUCACCAUGGACCAUAGCAGAGACCCCUGCCCCUGGGUAGCCCUCAGCGACUUUGGCGGUGCCUUUUGUAUGGGAGUACGUGCCCUCUUCUUUCCAAUUCUUUGGCAUUACGUCACAACUCGACGUGCUAACAGCUCUCAGGCCAUCGGGGGAGCAGUAUGGCACGGCGUGAAGGGCUUCCGUAACUCUCCAUACGGCGAACGGCGCAUCGGCGCAAUUACCGCGAUCAAGGCGCGCGCACCAGUGCUCGGCGGCAACUUCGGUGUCUGGGGUGGACUCUUCUCGACAUUCGAUUGCGCGGUGAAGGGCAUAAGGAAGAAGGAAGACCCGUGGAAUGCCAUCAUUGGGGGCUUCUGCACUGGCGGAGCGCUCGCAGUUCGCGGCGGUGCCAGAGCUAUGCGAAACAAUGCGAUCGGAUGCGCAGUCCUGCUCGCUGUCAUCGAAGGUGUCGGCAUUGCCUUCUCGCGCAUGAUGGCCGAAAAUACACGACUCGAAGCUCCGCCGCCUCCGCCACAGCAAGCAGCCAUCGCAUGAGGAAGCGUCGAACAACCCUCAAUGCUGUCGCUGUGGAGAGCGAAUCGGACGGUACAAGCAUUGUAUAUGGCGUUUAGCGGAAUGGAUUGUUUGCUCUGUGUCUGAAUCACCGGUCGCCGUUACUGUAACACCAGGUACGCCGAAAUCUAUCCCUGGACCUAUGAAAUCCACCUCAAUCUGCGUUCUGGUCUGCGU